Salmo salar (Atlantic salmon) is the source of this 1264-nucleotide messenger RNA. Its product is annotated as ORM1-like protein 3. Gene Ontology annotation, cellular component: endoplasmic reticulum membrane. The record is from RefSeq and is a predicted model, not a curated record. Lineage: Eukaryota; Metazoa; Chordata; Actinopteri; Salmoniformes; Salmonidae.
GAAUAAAAAGAUGAUCCCAAUUUUGGCGCUCUGAAAAUUAUGACGUUUUAUAUGAAUUGUGCUGUGUUGCGCAAGACGAACAAAGUGGCUCCGGGUGGAACUGUUUGCUUGAAUGUCGGGCUAUGUCCUGAAGGAUAACAUUGCAUAAAGACACAAUAAGAAGGUAUGUGAAUAUGUGAAUGAAGGACUAAUCGAAACGAUAUAGCAGUCCAACCUAAUGAUGUCAAUUACCUAACCAGUGAAGGAGAUAGCGAAUAAGAGGAAUAUAGUGAUAACGGACUGAAGAUCGGGUUGAAGCCAUUUUCUCCUGCGGACGAGGAGCGUGGUGACUGGGGUGUUGACAUCAUGAAUGUUGGCACGGCUCACAGCGAGGUGAACCCCAACACGCGGGUGAUGAACAGCCGGGGCAUCUGGCUCUCCUACCUCCUGGGCAUCGGCCUGUUGCACGUCAUCCUGCUCAGCAUCCCCUUCGCUAGCGUACCCAUGGUUUGGACCCUCACCAACGUCAUACACAACCUGUGCAUGUACCUGUUGUUACACUUGGUGAAAGGGACUCCAUUUGAGACUCCCGACCAGAGCAAGGCUCGCUUCUACACAUACUGGGAGCAGAUGGACUAUGGUGUCCAGUUCACUGCCUCACGCAAGUUCCUCACCAUCACCCCCAUUGUCCUCUACAUCCUCACCAGCUUCUACACCAAAUACGACCAGGACCACUUUGUGGUCAACACGGUCUCCUUGAUGACUGUGCUCAUUCCCAAGCUCCCCCAGCUUCACGGAGUCCGGAUCUUUGGGAUUAACAAGUACUGAUGGGACGGAAGGGGACACCGCCAUUCCGCCAUCUCCCUGUGGACUGUGAGCACAGAGUAUCAGGCUCCUUGCUGUGGCCCCGGCCCAUAGGGAUGCAUGGUCCCGCUCUGUCUCCCAAUACUAUUUGAGCAUUAUGCUAAAUGAAGCCUAUGGGGGAUACACAAGACAAAAACUGUAACACAGAGGCAGAAUUUAUUCACUGUAACUGUACAGGGCUCGGCUGGGUCUGAGCUCUAUGUGUUCCCAUUGAAGCUGUGCUGUGGCGUUUAUUUGUGGUUCCCUUUAUGUCAGAGUUGUUUGAAUUCACAGAGAACACUGCAAGUGAGGCCUUUGAGGACAUACAGUUGUCACGUCCUGACCAGUAUAGGGGUUAUUUGUUAUUGUAAUUUGGUCAGGACGUGGCAGGGGGUGUUUGUUUUAUGUGGUUCAGGGUGUGUUUUGUGUAUGUGUUUAGGUA